AUAACCUACUUAACUAACCCAACUUUAAAAAUUUUCAAAACUGGACGAAUUUUUUCUGUUUAUCGCUACCUAUAAAUUAAAAUCGCUUUUCUUCCUUCCGCAUACUCUUCUCAUGCCAAGAAACUUCGAGCAAGUUGAAUUAUGUCCAAAUUAAGAGAAUAUGUCGUUUCAAAUUGCGAGAAAAGUUUUUUGCUCAAAUGUUUAAAGGAGCACCAGAGAUUAGAUCAUAGGGCUUUCAAUGAGUUUCGUGAUAUUAGUAUUGAAUUUGGUAAAGAUUAUGGCUGUUGCUAUGUAUCAUUAGGUAAAACAAAAGUUCUAGCUCAGGUAUCAUGUGAAAUACAAGUACCUAAAUCAUCCAGGCCUAGUGAGGGUAUUUUGAAUGUUAAUAUUGAAUUGAAUCCCCUUGCAGCCCCUAAUUUUGAUCUCUCUAAUAAAACUGAUCUAUUUACCCAGUUAAAUAGAACUCUUGAGAAAUGUAUCAAAGAUUCAAAAGCUAUUGAUCUGGAAUCGCUUUGCAUCAAAAUGAGUGAGAAGGCUUGGGCAGUAAGAGUUGAUAUAAAUGUAUUGAAUCACGAGGGAAAUAUUUUAGAUUGUGCUUCCAUUGCAGCUUUAUCAGCAUUAUGUCAUUUUCGAAGACCAGAUAUUUCUUGUGACGGUGAUGAAUUUGUUGUUCUAAGAUAUGAUCAAAAGGAUCCUAUUCCCUUGGUGAUACACCAUUACCCAGUUUGCAUUACUUAUUCCAUAUUUGAAAGAGGGGAAUUUAUUUUAGCAGAUCCUACACUUUUGGAGGAAGGUGUUGCCGAUGCCUUCCUAAAUGUUGGAAUGAACGCAUAUAGGGAAUUGUGUGGUCUUCAUUUAGGAGGUAAAGCAGAAUUAACACCCGAUGUUUUGAUCAGGAUAACUCAGAUGGCUGGUGCUAGAGCCGCUAUUGUCGUUGAACAAAUAAAGAAGGCUGUCGAAUCUGACAAUGAGAAACGGUUAAGGAAAGAAAUGAUAGGAUUCCACAACAGUAUAAACAAAUCAACAGAAAUUCAGGAGGACCUUGAAUCCUGUUUCGAUUUAUGGAAAACUGUACCUAGGAAAAGGAAAACUGCAAAACAAGAAAAAAUCCAAAUGGAAGUGGAUAUGACAGAUGAUGCCGAUUCAUCUGGAAAUAAUUCUAGCAAAAUUGAACAGAAAGGUGAAGGCUCUGCUGUUUUGGUACCGGAGGAAUUCAAGCAAGUCGAUGAGGUUUGGGGUGAUAGCAGCGAAGAAGAUAACGAUGAGGAUGUAAUUGAGAUACCAAGGAAAAUUCAAGCAAUCUCUCUGAUCGAUUCUGAUAGUGAAGAAGAGACUACAGUGGUUUUAAACGCAACGAAAAAGAAAAAAAGGAAAGGAAAAAGUCACUCAGCACUACAAUAAUGAUUAACGCAAGAAGAUGAAGUUGCCAACUUUUAUUUUGAUGUCUAUAAAUCUACAAUAUAUCGAUCAAUUAAAUACUAUAGUUACAACUCUAAAAAUUACAAAUAAAACAAUUCGAUACUUUCUUA
Coccinella septempunctata (seven-spotted ladybird) is the source of this 1529-nucleotide messenger RNA. It is a transcript of the gene Rrp45, whose product is annotated as exosome complex component RRP45. The record is from RefSeq and is a predicted model, not a curated record. The coding region runs from base 142 to 1401 and encodes 419 amino acids. Lineage: Eukaryota; Metazoa; Arthropoda; Insecta; Coleoptera; Coccinellidae. The transcript is spliced from 7 exons. Gene Ontology annotation, biological process: TRAMP-dependent tRNA surveillance pathway; nuclear polyadenylation-dependent rRNA catabolic process; nuclear polyadenylation-dependent mRNA catabolic process. Gene Ontology annotation, cellular component: nuclear exosome (RNase complex); cytoplasmic exosome (RNase complex).